AUGAAUGAUAGGAUUGUUAGAAUGACUGCUUCUGUAUUUCUCUGGUGUCUUUUUUGCCUGGGAUCAGCAGAGGCUGGGAAGUUAUUAGUAAUUCCUUCAGAUGGCAGCCACUGGACAGGCAUGAGGUCUUCUAGUGGAGGAGUUGGCCAUAGAGGAAACCAGGUGGUGGUCGCCAUCCCAGAAGCAAAUUUGAGCAUGGGUCCAGCACAGCACACCACCACCCUGACAUAUCCAGUACCCUACACCAAUGCCCAGCUUCUAGAGCAAGUGAAUGCAGGUGAUACUACUCUGAUGGGUGCAGAUGUAUCUUCAGAUCUAGCCAGGCUUCAGAAUAUCAUCAAAACUAUGGAUAUGCUUAAUGCUCUUAUAACCCAUAACACUGAGGGUUUGCUCUCCAACAAGGACUUGAUGAAGAAGCUGCAAGACUACAACUUUGAUGCGAUUCUCACAAAUCCAUUUGAGCCUACUGGAACUAUUGUUGGUGAAUAUCUCUCAGUUCCAGCCAUUUAUAUACAAACAAGCAAUCCUUGUGGGGCCUAUGCUCUUGCCAGUCAAUGUCCAGCUCCAGCUCCAAUUUGUCACAGCUGA
Molecule: messenger RNA, 588 nt
Organism: Sinocyclocheilus grahami
Lineage: Eukaryota; Metazoa; Chordata; Actinopteri; Cypriniformes; Cyprinidae
Product: UDP-glucuronosyltransferase 1-1-like
Exons: 1
Coding region: 1-588 (195 amino acids)
Molecular function (GO): UDP-glycosyltransferase activity
Source: RefSeq, a predicted model, not a curated record